AUGCUCAACCGACGCUUUGGUAUAAUUAUGGUAAUUGUUUCUCUCGGAGGUGCUUUGAUAGGUUCGCAGGCCGCCCCCAAGUCCCAUCUACUCCAGUAUGGUGCUCGCAAAGAAGUCCGGGCAACUGGCGCAACAGCCACAGUGUUCCGCUAUCAACUCAAGAAUGGAUCUUCGUAUGCGGUGAAACGUUUUCAGAAAAAAAGUCAAAGUACAGCGCAAGAAGAUUACCUGUCCAGCGUUCGGAACGAGGUCGACAUCUCUACUUAUCUGAAUCAUGAGCGAAUCAUGCCCAUCUUGGACUUUUUUGAGGAACACGGAGUGUUCUAUUCCGUGAUGCCUUACAUACCAAUCACGCUCUUUGAUCGUACCAUGGAAAAUGAUACUGCCUUGUUGGAAAAGGAACGGGACUGUAUCUUCCGACAAAUCGUUGAUGUGCUUGUAUACAUGCACGAUAAAGGGGUGGCCCAUCUGGACCUCAAGAUUAAGAACAUUCUUCUUGAGAACGAAAACGAAAUCAAAGUCAUUGACUUUGGUAACUCUCAAAUUUUCUGGCCUAUCUACGGAGCUUCGGUCAAAGGGAUAUUUGCUACUACACCGAACGCCCUUUACGAAGCGUAUCGAGAUGAAUACUACGAUCCUUUUGCGGGCGAUGUAUGGGCAGUGGGGAUGAUUCACUGUCAAAUGACUUUGCCGCUGGCUUCAUGGAACAUGGGGUUACAGUCGCCGAUGAUCUUUGCCAUGUUUCCCCCCCCCCCCCCCCCCCGUGUCGCAAAGGCCAUCGUCCAUCAAUCUGACGCAGCUGUAAGCCACAGUGGAGAUGAUCUUGCGAAACCUGCCAGAGCGGGCCCGGUCGGUGAUCGGCGGCAUGCUUCUGCCGAACCCACGGGACCGCAUCAGCAUGAGCGAAGCGUUAACAGAUGA
Penicillium oxalicum is the source of this 921-nucleotide messenger RNA. RefSeq lists its product as uncharacterized. Gene Ontology annotation, molecular function: ATP binding; protein kinase activity. The coding region runs from base 1 to 921 and encodes 306 amino acids. Gene Ontology annotation, biological process: protein phosphorylation. The record is from RefSeq and is a predicted model, not a curated record. Lineage: Eukaryota; Fungi; Ascomycota; Eurotiomycetes; Eurotiales; Aspergillaceae. The transcript has 2 exons.